AUGGGCGUCAUCAAGAAGAAGACAGGUGCGCGCGGUACCGAGGGCGGCACAAAGUAUGUUUGCGACGUCUGCUCCUCCGACAUCACGUCAACGGUCCGCAUUCGCUGCGCCGAGGAGGUAUGCCACGAGUAUGACCUCUGCGUGCCAUGCUUCGCCGAAGGCAAGGCCACAAAGGACCACCAGCCUGCCAAGCACAAGUUCAAGGUUAUCGAGCAGCAUUCGAUUCCUAUUUUCACAGAGGACUGGGGCGCCGACGAGGAGUUGGCUCUCCUAGAGGGAGCAGAGACAUAUGGCCUGGGUUCCUGGGCAGACAUUGCCGACCACAUUGGCGGCUUCCGCGAAAAGGACGAAGUGCGAGACCACUACAUCGACACGUACCUGAACAGCCCCAGCUUUCCCCUGCCGGAACACUGCAGCAAGGAUGACACCGAGCUCAGCACACGCAUACCGCGUCACGAGUUCCAGGCGAGGAAGAAGCGGAGAAUCGAGAAGAAGAAGGAAGAGGCUGCCAGUCGCGAGCCUGAGGCUCCCAAGCAGAAACCUACGGCCAGUGUCCCCGCUUGUCACGAGGUCCAAGGCUACAUGCCAGGUCGUUUGGAGUUUGAGACGGAGUAUUUUAACGAGGCAGAAGAGGCGGUCCAGCACAUGCAGUUCGAGCCGGGCGAUGGCAUCAAUCCCCGCACCGGCGAGAUUGAACCCGAAAUGGAGUUGAAGAUGGUCAUUAUGGAGAUUUACAACCACCGCCUGGACGCACGUGUGGAGAGGAAGAAGAUUAUUUUCGAGCAUCAGCUGCUCGAGUACCGCAAAAAUCAACUGGCAGACAAGAAGCGCACAAAGGAAGAGAAGGAUCUCAUGAACAAAGCUAAGCCCUUUGCGAGAAUGAUGCUACACGCCGACUUUGAGCAGUUUUGCAAAGACCUUGAGUACGAGCAUAAUCUGCGACAGGCCAUCUCACAACUACAGGAGUGGAGGAACAUGCAGAUCACCAGUCUCAAGGCUGGCGAAAAGUAUGAGCAGGAAAAGCAGCAACGGCAGACCAGGCCACCGCCCAUUGGCCAGUUCGACCGUCUCGCGUCUAGUAGGAUGGCAAAGCCCCAACCUCCCUUUGAGCAGCCAUCAGCCGCCACUGCACUGCUUGCGCAAGAACUUCCCCUGCACGUCAAGCAGAGCAGCGGACUGAGUACACCACCACCAGACCGUGCGCCCAACAAUACUAAUGGUGUUAACGGCACCAAUGGAGUGACGACCCCUCAAUUUACAAAGACCAAAUUUGUACCGAAGCCACUUCCUAACACAGUGCCUCUGAAGUUUGGCAAAGAGUCCAAGGCAGAUCUCCAGUUGCUUAGCGCCGAGGAAGUAGAACUGUGCAGUGUCCUGCGAAUCAUGCCGAAACCAUAUAUCGCGCUCAAGGAAAUGAUUCUUCGUGCAGCCCUCCUGAACGGCGGUGCGCUCAAGAAGAAGACGGCCAAGGAGAUUUGCAAGAUUGACACCAACAAGUCAUCGCAGUUGUUUGAAUAUUUUGUGCAUAGUGGAUGGAUAGCAAGGGCAUAG
Molecule: messenger RNA, 1551 nt
Organism: Bipolaris zeicola 26-R-13
Lineage: Eukaryota; Fungi; Ascomycota; Dothideomycetes; Pleosporales; Pleosporaceae
Exons: 2
Coding region: 1-1551 (516 amino acids)
Biological process (GO): chromatin remodeling; regulation of transcription by RNA polymerase II
Cellular component (GO): SAGA-type complex; nucleus
Molecular function (GO): transcription coactivator activity; protein binding; zinc ion binding
Source: RefSeq, a predicted model, not a curated record